Messenger RNA from Procambarus clarkii (red swamp crayfish), 450 nucleotides. The record is from RefSeq and is a predicted model, not a curated record. Lineage: Eukaryota; Metazoa; Arthropoda; Malacostraca; Decapoda; Cambaridae.
AUGAGUAAAACAGCUUUAGAAACAUCAAUAGAAACAUCUUUAGAAACAUCAGUAGAAACAUCUUUAGAAACAUCUUUAGAAACAUCAGUAGAAACAUCUUUAGAAACAUCAGUAGAAACAUCUUUAGAAACAUCAGUAGAAACAUCUUUAGAAACAUCAAUAGAAACAUCUUUAGAAACAUCAAUAGAAACAUCUUUAGAAACAUCAGUAGAAACAUCUUUAGAAACAUCAAUAGAAACAUCUUUAGAAACAUCAGUAGAAACGUCUUUAGAAACAUCAGUAGAAACAUCUUUAGAAACAUUAAUAGAAACAUCUUUAGAAACAUCAGUAGAAACAUCUUUAGAAACAUUAGUAGAAACAGCUUUAGAAACAUCUUUAGAAACAUCUUUAGAAACAUCAGUAGAAACAUCUUUAGAAACAUCAGUAGAAACAUCUUUAGAACAUCAAUAG